Molecule: messenger RNA, 624 nt
Organism: Cladocopium goreaui
Lineage: Eukaryota; Dinophyceae; Suessiales; Symbiodiniaceae
Source: the annotation of a GenBank genome assembly
AUGCCGCGCCUAGAGAAACCCUUGUGCUAUUGCGGAGUGGUCCGGCCCAGCAGCGCAGCGAGACCCAAGGAUGACAAGGAUGACGAGCAUCCUGGAUUAACGGUGGUCGUGGCGGACAGCUUCCAGGAGCUGGUGAUUGACAGCGAGCGACAUGUUUUCUUGGAUGUCUAUGCGGACUGGUGUGGACCAUGCCUCCAGGCAAAGCCACAUUUUCACAAGUUGGCUGCUUUGCUCCGUGCCUGUGAUGACAUUGGCAUUUGCGGCCGGGCCAGCAUUCGCCACGGGCAAAGCAGCUGCUUGCCACCUGGACAUUGGCUGAGGGAACACGAGAGGUUCGCGUACAACCUGGAGGAUCUCGAUUUGUUGGCCGUCUAUCUGGAGUUGUCCAAGGCCCCAAAAGAGCGCUUCGCCAGCGAGAAAAGUGCGAAACUGACCUUGUCUAUGCUCAGAUUCCUUCGAUCUUUGGACAUUCCUGUGCAGGACAUUUGUUGCUUGUUGGCACACGCCAGCAUCUACUUCAAGGACAUCUAUUCAGUCAUUGGCCAGAACAUGAACCGUGAAGAACUGGCAAAUGUGCACGGCUGCCAAGAGAGUGCUCGUGCUUCUCGUUUUCCUGGCCCAUAG